AUGAAUAUUGAGAUUGAGAAUAGAGAGCUGAGAAGGCAGAUGCAGAAAAAAGACUAUGAGCUAGAAAGACUUAACGGAUAACUAAAUGAUUUAUAAGAGAAAUUAGAUAAGCUUACCAUUACUUUCAAAGACCAAAUCAAGGAAUAAAUCAAGAAUCUCAAUGAACAUUAUGAUAUUGAGAAGAAUAAGUUGAAAACAUAGAUAUCUGAUUAAAUAAGAGCAAAUUAACAACUUAGAGAAAGUUAAAAUACUGAUUAGUAUAGACUAAAUCAAACAAUUGAUGAUCUUAAUAAACAACUAACUAUAUAGUAGCAAACUAUAUAAUCAAAGUAGCAGAUAAUAAGUAAUCUAGAAUAAAAAGCAAAUGCCUAAGAUGAGAGAAUAAAGAGUCUUAAUAAUGACAAAAUAAAUCUACUUGAGAAAUAUAACAAAUUUUGUGAUAAAAACUCUGAUUUAGAGAAGAAAACUGCUAAAUAACUUGAGCUUAUUGAAUCAUUGUAGUCUAAAUUAGAUAAACUACCAAUUAAAGAUCAAUAAAUUUAGUCCAUUCAAAAAUCCUACAAAACUGAAGAUGCUCAAACUGAACCACUUGCAUUGGAUGAAGAGGUCAAGCUGCUUUAGAGAAAUCUCCAAGACCAAGAUGUGGAGAACAUUUCACUUCAACUUAAAAUAAAUGAAAAAAAUGGGCUUAUUUAUGCAGUCAAAUCACAUAAUAUGGCUUUGAUGGAGAGAUUAGAUCAGCUUGCUUUAAGAAUUGAGUAGAUGACUCAUACAACUUUGCUAGCUGAAAAGACUAAGAAUGAAUUCUAUGGUCUUUGCUAGGAAUAUCUCGACAAGAAAAAGGUAAUAGUAUAGGAUAAUACUAAUCUACAUGCCAAUAUAAAAUAAUAUAAGAAAGAGAUUAAGAUUAAAUCUCGUCACAUACAUUAACUAAACUCAAACAUUGAAGAUCUUAGAAAGAUUAUCCGAGAUAUAAUGAAUGAGUUGGAUAUAGAAUAUCAUAACAGAGAGACAAUUAAAGCCUAAAAAGAUGAAUACAAAAAUAAAGUCAAACUUGCUAAUUAGAGAAUCAGAUCACUAGCUUUAAUGAUGGAUGACGUUGCUAUCAAAGUGAUAGACAAAUUAUUUAACAGUGAAUUAGGGAAUUAAAUGAAAAGUUUGGAGGCUGUUGAGAGUUAGGUACAGAUUCUCAAUGAGAAAAUAAAGAUUAAAGAGGGGGAAUUCAAGUCUGAAUUAGCAUAUGCCAAAAAAUUUAUAGAUUACUAUAAUGAUUGA
This is a messenger RNA of Stylonychia lemnae, 1275 nucleotides long. NCBI's taxonomy places the organism in Eukaryota, Ciliophora, Spirotrichea, Sporadotrichida, Oxytrichidae. The record is from the annotation of a GenBank genome assembly.